CAUGCAAAAAUUAGUCUAUUGCCAUGGGAGAACCUGGCUUUUUGGAAGGAGGACUAACUGGACUAUGAAGGAAUACACCCUUCAUACUAAUCCUCCACAAAAUGUGGCUCUCUGUGAGAUAUAUUCUUCACUGAAGAAGCCAAACAAGGAGAGUGACGGUAGCCUGAAGCCUAUCCAGAACCAAAGCUCUUUAUCUUAUAGUGCUUCUAGCAAAGAUGAUGUUUCCAACUUUGCGUCAUCCCAGGGAUCGCCAUCUAUCCAUGGAGUAAGUAUCAGCAAUUCAAGUGGUGUUGGUGCAUGCUCAGGAUCGGUAAAUAUUGAUGGUACGGGUGGAGCAGGCUUUUGGUCCUUGGAUGAAGUCCUCUCAUCAUUUAGUGGUGACGACUUACUUUUCGGAAGCAGAACUUUAUCUACCAGAUAAUUGGUGUCCUGAUGGAGGUGGCACUGAUAUCUUCAAAUUUGAGGAUACUGCAGGUUCAAGUAAUUGGCCUGAAUUCUUCCCGGAAAAAGUUAACUCACCAAAGUUGGACACGGAGCUCUGCAACAGUGAUAUUGAUGGAACCAAACCUGAUUCCAAAAUGUAGCAAGAUGCCAUGUUUGCAAUGCGAACUUGCUCUCUUCUAUUGCUAUCUAGUAGGUAAUUAUUUGAUGUUGUCUCUUGGAGAUCUUGUUUAUUAAAUUUUCUUACUUGUUUCUGGUCAAAAUUUCUAUAUAAAUUUGAUGAACUUGGGUAAUUUUUGCAAAUUUACUCUUAUGAUGUGUAA
Messenger RNA from Dioscorea cayenensis subsp. rotundata (Guinea yam), 764 nucleotides. RefSeq lists its product as uncharacterized. Gene Ontology annotation, biological process: regulation of DNA-templated transcription. Gene Ontology annotation, molecular function: DNA binding. NCBI's taxonomy places the organism in Eukaryota, Viridiplantae, Streptophyta, Magnoliopsida, Dioscoreales, Dioscoreaceae. The record is from RefSeq and is a predicted model, not a curated record. Bases 2 to 421 code for a protein of 139 amino acids. The transcript is spliced from 2 exons.